This is a messenger RNA of Drosophila hydei, 930 nucleotides long. RefSeq lists its product as uncharacterized. The transcript has a single exon. The coding region runs from base 99 to 776 and encodes 225 amino acids. The record is from RefSeq and is a predicted model, not a curated record. Lineage: Eukaryota; Metazoa; Arthropoda; Insecta; Diptera; Drosophilidae.
UUUCGGCAUAACAUAAGCUCGGACUUCCGUAAAAAAAAAUUAUAUUCUUAUAAUUCAUUUAAUUCCAGUUCAGUCGUGUGAAAAUAAUUGGAUUUAAAAUGUUUCGAAAUCUUUGCAUGCUUCGCAGAAGCAUCCUCAUGUCCAGAACUGUUUGUGCGACUUAUAAUUGCCCAAUUAGAGCCAAUUUUUUCAAUAAUGCAAAGUCUCUAUCGAAAAGCGUAGAUUCGCCCAACGGAAGUGACAUUUCGGUUUCGGACAUAAAUAUAUGCGACAUGGCCAGGGGAGAUGUGGAAUUUGCUCGUAAUUUUCUAACCUCGGUGCCGACACUCAACGGCGCCAUGUCAGCCGUAUCAAUUGCAACAAAUUCAUUUAGCUCGGAACCGGCUGUCGGUACGGAUUCGAAAAUACAACCAGAAGUCGAUUCAGGAUCUGGCGAUGCUAGCAUCGGCAGCUCUGAGACUACUAUUCUGGACAAGGACGGAAUGCCGAUUGUGCCCAUAGAGAUCGACGGUUGGAACAACGCUGCCGAUGACGAGGAAGGACCAACUGUUCAAAAUGCCUCGCAUUUGGAAAUUGGCAACGACAACGAAUACAAAACUGAAAACUUGCUGGUGGUGCCCGAGAAACGAGAGGGUAGUUUCGAAUACAAGGGCAUUAAAGUUAAGCUUCCCGUAAGAGCCCACAAGGAUGUUGGCACUUAUCGCUUUCGACGUGACGCAGAGGACUUGGAGACCGUUGGGGAUGAUAUGCGUUUGGUCAAAUUUGAUAAGAAGUAAUUCUAUGUCAAGGACCUUACUUUAUUUAUGUCGCAUAAAAAUUGUUCUCGGAAUUUUUCUAGUAAGUUUUCAAUCUUGAAUCUUAUUUUUGAUUCUGCGCUCAAUUUUUUGUCUGGUGUUUGUUAAAUUAAAUGCGAUUUUUGUGUGAUUUUUA